This is a messenger RNA of Daucus carota subsp. sativus, 1353 nucleotides long. RefSeq names its product single myb histone 5. The transcript is spliced from 5 exons. Bases 12 to 1025 code for a protein of 337 amino acids. Gene Ontology annotation, molecular function: double-stranded telomeric DNA binding. Gene Ontology annotation, cellular component: nucleosome. Gene Ontology annotation, biological process: nucleosome assembly. The record is from RefSeq and is a predicted model, not a curated record. Lineage: Eukaryota; Viridiplantae; Streptophyta; Magnoliopsida; Apiales; Apiaceae.
UCAGAAAAUUGAUGGGUGCUCCCAAGCAAAAGUGGACAGCAGAAGAGGAAGCUGCUUUAAAAGCUGGAAUAGCUAAACAUGGUUUGGGGAAAUGGAGCACGAUUAUCAAAGACCCUGAGUUUUAUACUGCACUGCAUUUGCGUUCAAAUGUAGACCUGAAGGAUAAAUGGAGGAAUAUGAAUGCUGUGUCAAGUGGGUCAUCGAGGCAGAAGUGCAAGCCUAUAGCUAGUAAUACUGAAGUGUCUCCUAUGGUUUGUGAUGAGUCUAGGAUUCUUAGCACUGUUGUAUCUGGUGAUGAAACAAUUCGUGACAUCAAACCUCUUGCGACAAUUAGCGAAGAUGUUUUCAGAAGUAGUUCUAAGAGAUUAAUCUCAAGGUUGGAAGAUCAUAUUUUGGAGGCUAUAACCAAUUUGAAGGAACCUCAUGGUUCAAACCGGGGUGCAAUCGCUGCAUAUAUAGAGGAACAAUACGCAGCCCCUCAAAACUUCAAAAAGUUGUUGGCUGCAAACUUGAAGCGCUUGACAGACCAUGGGAAAUUGAUUAAGGUCAAACAUCAGUACAGGAUUGCACCAUCUUCAGCAACUCUUGAUGUAAAAAAGAAUGAUUUCCAGUUGCUGCUGGAAGGCAGGAAGGAUGAUCUGAUACCAAAGACAAAUGAGACUAUCAGUCCUACUUCGCCAUUGCUGGAUGGAAUAAAAUGUCCUUCAAAGGCAGGAAGGAAUGACCAAAUCAUUACUUCAUUGCUGCCGAAUGAACAGAAGCCAGAUUACGGGAUACCAGAAAAGACUCCCUGUGAAGUUCUCACAAGUGCUGACAUUGAUGCAGAGUUGAGAAAGAUGAUAUGUAUGACUCCAGAGGAGGCCGAAUAUGUGGCUUUACAAGCUGUUAAAGAAGCUGAAGCAGCUAUAGCUGCGGCUGAACAAGCAGCAAAAGAAGCAGAGGAGGCAGAACACGAAGCAGAGGCGGCACAAGCUUUUGCAGAAGCAUCACGUCUGGCUUGGAAGCGUAGAAAAAUUCGAUGGUGAAGUCGGGAGAAAUUCUCAUCUGGUAUUGUCAGUUUGGUUUCUACCAUGAUAGGUAGAAUCUGUUUACCCUUUUGUUAAUAUACUAAGAUACUCACUAACUUCAGAAAUAUGUCGAGGGCAGGUCUUGAAAGGUUAAGGUAUAUCAGCCCAAAGGUUUGGCUUUGAUCUAGUACUGCAGUAUACUGAUAUAAACUGCAAUAAUUAAUCUUUAAUCCAGUUUGUGAAAAAUUAGAGUUCGAGUUUGGCAUCAAAUGUUAGAAUAUUAUUGCAUUAAUGUAUUUUCUUGAUAGAAAAGUUGUGUUGUGUUCCAAUAGUUUUUUUACUAUGC